Molecule: messenger RNA, 4929 nt
Organism: Clarias gariepinus (North African catfish)
Lineage: Eukaryota; Metazoa; Chordata; Actinopteri; Siluriformes; Clariidae
Gene: kdm2ab
Product: lysine (K)-specific demethylase 2Ab
Exons: 23
Coding region: 206-4012 (1268 amino acids)
Biological process (GO): regulation of transcription by RNA polymerase II; protein demethylation
Molecular function (GO): zinc ion binding; protein binding; transcription coregulator activity
Source: RefSeq, a predicted model, not a curated record
UCUGCAAAUGGCGGAUGGAAGCGGACUCCUUUAACUUUGUCGUAUACAAUAAUAAGCAGGAUAAGUGGGCGAGAUUAGGAAUAGGACAAGAUGAAUUUCGGCUGCAGUUAAGGAAAUACAUGUCGUUUCUUCGCAUUCAACCGAAAAAACACAGCAUUAUUACUGCUAACAGGAGAGAAAAAAAGCAGAAGCUGAACGCUAGGCGAUGGAGGAGACCCGCUACAGCAAGCGCCUGCGAACAGGAACACGCCGGCGCUAUCAGGACGAUGGCAUCUCGGAUGAUGAAAUCGAGGGGAAGACGACUUUUGACCUGGAAGAAAAGCUUGAAAGCGACUACUUCAAUUCAGACCUGGUCAAAAUUAUGGAUGGAAAAGACUUCACUUUUGAGUACAUCCAGCGGGAAGGGCUUCGAGACCCCAUCAUCUUUACUAAAGCAGACGGACUUGGCAUUCAGAUGCCCGAUCCAGACUUCAGCGUGAGUGAUGUGAAACUGUUUGUAGGCAGUCGAAGGAUGAUCGACGUGAUGGACGUAAGCACUCAAAAGGGCAUGGAGAUGUCAAUGGGGCAGUGGAGGCGCUAUUAUGAAACCCCGGCCUCGGAAAGGGAAAAGCUGUACAACGUCAUCAGUCUCGAGUUCAGUCACACCAAACUGGAGCAUCUCGUCAAGAGACCUGCCUCGGUGGAUCUGAUCGACUGGGUCGAUAUCAUGUGGCCUCGGCACCUGAAGGAGAGACAGAGAGACUCGACCAACGUCAUCACUGACAUGCAUUACCCCAAAGUACAGAAGUACUGUCUGAUGAGUGUGAAGGGCUGCUUUACAGACUUCCAUAUUGACUUUGGUGGCACGUCAGUAUGGUAUCACAUCCUGAGGGGACGCAAGGUGUUCUGGCUGAUCCCGCCGACUCCACACAACCUGGAGCUCUAUGAGAACUGGGUGUUGUCAGGAAAACAGGGUGACAUCUUCCUCGGGGACAAGGCCACCACAUGCCAGCGCAUUGAGCUAAAACAGGGUUACACUUUUAUGAUUCCCUCAGGUUGGAUCCAUGCAGUAUACACUCCCGAGGAUACUCUGGUGUUCGGAGGGAAUUUCCUGCACAGUUUUAACAUUCCUAUGCAGCUGAACAUCUACAACAUCGAGGACCGCACACGGGUCCCAUCGAAGUUUCGCUACCCGUUCUAUUACGAGAUGUGUUGGUACGUGUUGGAGCGUUACCUGUACUGUCUGACCAACAUCUCUCAUUUAACGCCAGAGUUCCAGAGACACUCGCUGGGCAUCGGGUUGAAAAAAGACGACUUUGUCAAACCAGACAGCGAGGGUAAGGAGGAACAGGGAGAGGUUAAACAAGAGCCAGACGAGCAGGAAGACGAAGCUGCUUCUCCUCCGGCCCGUCCCGGGGUAAAGGUACAUCUGACGCCGUUGGAGCUGGAAGGCAUGUGGCAGCUGCUGCACAAGCUGGAGCAGCUCCCUGCUCACAAGAAGUGUGUACCAGUAGGGAUCCGAAACGCUCCAGCGCUCCUCAACGACAUCCGGGCCCUGCUAGAAGAGCACGCCAAUGAUGAUCCACAAUUGUCUUACACUGGAAUACCCAUUGUCACAUGGCCCAAAAGGCCCUCGUGGUAUACGCCACGUCCUCCCUCCCCUUCUGUAAUGUACCGGCCACGUCCUUCAGUCUCGGGCCCCACGAUGGCCCCGGUACCGCGGCCGGCCAAGCCAGCAUCGUCCAUCUCGGCUCUGAGGCGGCGGCGUGUUCGCUGUAAACGCUGCGAGGCCUGCAGGCGCUCAGAGUGCGGAGAUUGUACCUACUGCAGGGACAUGAAGAAGUUCGGCGGUCCGGGUCGACUCAAGAAGUCCUGCAUCCUCAGACAGUGCCUGACUCCGGCGCUGCCUCUGACUGCCGUCUGCGCCAUGUGUAAAGAAGGGGGCCAGGAGGACUCGGAAGGCACCGCGACCACUCAGACGCUCAUGGAGUGCUCAGAGUGCGGUCAGAUCACACACCCAGAAUGUAUACAGGUCCCAGGGGAGGGUGUGAUCAAUAAGGAUCUUCCCAGUUGCUGGGAGUGUCCCAAGUGUGUCCGGGAUAAGAACACAGAGUCUUCCAGCAGUAAUUCAGAGGAGGACAGUAAAAGCACCAUUACGUCCAGCGCGCCCUCCGCUCCUCCUGCUAAGCGGGCGUACAGGGAGGGCAUCGGGGUGGGUGGGCUGCGUUUGGGGCGCAGGGGUCAGCCUCUGCCAUCGCCCCCGUCCCUGCCUCUGACGCGCUCCCGCCGCCAACCCCCACCGUCACAGAGAAUCCUGCUCCAGCACCAACAGAGCCGCAAGAGAGCCGGGGCGCUGGAGCUACAGCACCGCAAGCGUAUCAAAUUGGAGAGGAGCAAACUGUUCCAGUCAACACGGACGUCUGUCUCUGUUUCCCCAAAGCUCCUGCGUCAGCGGAGUUUGGAGAGGGCGAGCAUGAUCAGGGCGGGACUCAGCAGGGGCUUGUCCCGCCGGAGAAGCGUAGCGUCCUAUCAGGAAAGAGAAGUGCGGCUCAGAAGCCAAGCGAGAAGCGGAGCUCUGAGAGGAAGGGCGGAGAGAGAAGAGGGCGGAGCCGACAACGACAAGGAGGAAGAGACCGAGAAGACGGAAAGGAGAGAGAACGGGCUGGGUGGUAAAGAGAACCGGCCACAGAGAUACGGAGCGCGGCAGACGGAAGACGAGAACGGAGACGGUCAACAGAACGGAGAGCGCAACGCCGAAAGGGAGGAGGACGGAGGAGAUCAGACGCGGACGGACUCAUCCGGGGCGCUCGCCGACGACACCAGGGAUCAGGGUUCAUGCGUGACCGUCACCCUGCAGCCAUCGCGAGGCAGGCGGGACCCCAGCACUAUCGUCCCCAAGCUAGAAGCGAACGUAUCCUCUGUCAGCCACACCCAAAGCAACAGCGACUUCCAGGGCAAGUCCCUGCUCCGCCCACCACUCCGGGGUGAUUCCCGCCGAACGGAUAAAGCCCACGCUCAUACACACCCGCAUACGCCCAGAUCGCAACUCCAGUCUGCUACUCUCACCAGGAGCGCUUCCAAACACGUUCACGUCAGUCAGAGCUUAAAGUGCAGCUCCAGAGAGUCUCAUCACAACAGCACGCGAGAGAGGAACGGGAAAAACGUGCGGCCAGAGAGAGGGAAGCCUCCCGCGUCCUGCACGUCACCCGAGCAGAGCGGGCCGAGUGAACCAGGCUGGGGCAGGCUGGUGUGGGUGUCCGUCUUCCGCUACUUAACACGAACCGAGCUGUGCGUCUGCAUGGCUGUGUGCAAGAGCUGGUACAAAUGGGGUUGCGAUAAGCGAUUGUGGACGCAUAUCAGCCUGAGCCGCUGCCAGUCUAUCAGCCCACAGGCCCUCUCCGGCAUCAUCAAGCGCCAGCCGGUUACACUGGACCUGUCCCGGGCCAAAAUAUCCAAGAAACAGCUCACGUGGCUCAUCAACCGAUUACCAGGGUUGAAAGAUCUGGUGCUUUCAGGGUGUAACUGGACGUCUGUGUCUGCUCUGAGCUCUCCCAGCUGUCCUUUACUGCGCUCAUUAGACCUCCGCUGGGCAGACGGCGUCAAAGACGCGCAGAUCAGAGAGCUUCUCAGCCCACCAGGAAGUAAUAACCGUUCCCAGCUGAGAAACAUGCAGUGCUUGAGGCUGUGUGGUCUGGAGGUGACGGAGGCCACGCUGAGGCUGAUCAUCAGGCACAUGCCUCAGCUGACGAGGCUGGAGCUCUCACACUGCCCUCUGACUGACAACGCUCUCAACCUCCUCACCGCCGUGGGCUCGUCCACACGCAACACACUCACACACCUCAAUCUAGCAGGGUGCAGCCGCCUGACGGACCACUGUCUGGUGUACCUGCAGCGCUUGUCCUGUGUCUCCGUACUGGACCUGCGCAGCUGUAAAGGAAUCUCUCGGCAAGCCUGCGAGAAAUUCAUCUCCGAGCUGUCCGUCAACGCCCUCUACUGCCUAUCAGACGAUAAACUUAUCCAGAGAAUAUCUUAGAGCCCGUCCUUCUCCUGGAGAACACACACACAGACUGUUCGGGUGGAGGCAGUGUCGGUUUGUACGUUUCUGUGCGUGUGAAAGAGAAUCUUGCGGCGUGUUACGUGUAGGAAGACUGUACAGAACACAAUGACGGAGGAGCUCAGAACACUUAGGAGAUUUAUGUAAAAGACUCAGCGAUGGCUACACCCCCGCUAAUUUGUACUUUAAUUCCUUUCCCCACCCCCACCCCCAUCGGUCCAAGUUCACAAAGGUGCAGCAGCCGGCAGUCACGGCUUCACGGGCCCGAGAACCCUCAUGAGCUCUUCCAAUAAGAGUUGUAAACAGGUGCUAUUGCUCAAAAGACAGCCUUUUUUUUUUUCUUUCUUUUUUUCCUUUUUUUGUCUAUUCCAGGGCAGGUCCGUAACUUGCAUGCCUCUCCUGAUCCCAUCCUCUUCCCUUUCCACUCUUUCUAACUUCUCCGUCGAAUUUACUCCAAGGCUUCUGUUGUUUGUAGCAGCGUGAGGGUGUCGCAUUUGGUUUCACUCCUGUGCUUUAACCUCUCAAUUUAUUUUUCAGGAGGAAUACUUUUCAGUUCUUAAUUCCGUUCUCUCUAGUUACAGAGUACAGAUAUAUAUAAAUAUAAAAAUAUAUACACACACCCUUGUGUAAAUGUAUUCCUCUCCUAUAGUAUGCCAGAAGAAGAGUCUGUAGCGUUGUAAUUAUUUUUGGAAGUUCUUUUUUUUUUUCCACUUUUGUUUGUUUUUCAGAAAAAUAAAGAAAUACACAAAUGUUGUAUACUUGUCUGUUUACAUUCACAUGAGUGCAUGAUUAUUUAAGUACAUUUUCAAAAGUUCAAGCACAAAAUGUUCAAGUACAUUUAAUAAGUACAGGUACUUAAGUAAUUAAGGCUUAAGUUAUGAGUCCUUUUUGUAUAA